AUCAACGAAACAGGCGCGGACUAACGGAUUUGCUACAAGAUAGUUUGUUGUGAUUUUGGAAGCUGGCUUUUGCCUGUUACCGGUUCACGUUUUUGUCGGAUUCUCUUGACAUUUUAGGUCUACAUAGCACAACUUGAAUGAUGAGUCUGUCUUUAAGGACUGAGCUGGCAGUGGAUAAAACCAAGCGGAAGAAGAGGAGAGAGUUGACUGAGGAGCAAAAGCUUGAAAUCAAAGAGGCGUUUGAGCUGUUUGACACAGACAAAGACAAAGAGAUAGAUUACCAUGAACUCAAGGUGGCAAUGAGAGCUCUGGGUUUUGAGGUGAAGAAAGUGGAUGUGCUGAAGAUACUAAAAGAUUACAACAGAGAAGGCAAUGGCAAAAUAACUUUUGAUGACUUUAAUGAAGUCGUGACAGACCGUAUGCUACAGCGGGACCCUAAGGAGGAGAUCCUGAAGGCCUUUAAGCUGUUUGAUGAUGACGACUCAGGGAGGAUCAGCAUGAGGAACCUGAGACGUGUGGCCAGAGAGCUUGGAGAGAGCAUCACAGAUGAGGAGCUGCGCAGCAUGAUCGAUGAGUUUGAUACAGACGGAGACGGAGAGAUCAACCAGGAGGAGUUUGUUUCCAUAAUGACUGGAGACUCCUGAUUAGUGAGCAGCUGCUUUGGGGGCUUGGCUAGGAGGCUGAGGCUGUAGAUUCACUGUGGGAUGGAUGGGUCCUCCCAGGUCACUGAGGAACUUCUGGAGAGGUUACCUUGUCUCCUUUCCUUCAUCUAAACUGACUUAAAAUAUCUGGCCAGGUGAAGGAGAGGAGGUAAGGAAGCCACUGUAGUCUAUUUGGACUCAUCGUCUGGCCCAGUAGCACUGCUUUGGUUCUUGUCUUUGUUGAAACAUGUUUUUUUUAUAAGUCUGAUCCAACUACAACUAUAGAUAGUGUAUGUUCUUUUAUUUUUAGUACAGAUCUUUCAAAUGCAAAUGGUAUUCCCCCCAAAAAGAAGAUUUGCUUGCUGUGAUUUAUGUUUGUUCCCUACAGAAAACUGUAGAGGUUAUAUUACAGGUCAUCUCUCUGAAACAUUCCAUGUAAACUUCAGUUUUCAAUAGUAUUUCUGGAUGGUGGUUUAAACAGCAAAUACAAACAGGUUAUACACUCCCACAUUUUGUAGUUUAAUAGACCAUUUUUAUUUGAUUAUUACCUUGUUUCUUUGUGUUAUUUAUUUUACAUAAUAAACCAAAUUUGACUGACUUCUGCUCUUAA
This is a messenger RNA of Oncorhynchus mykiss (rainbow trout), 1251 nucleotides long. Its product is annotated as centrin-3. Gene Ontology annotation, cellular component: myosin II complex. Lineage: Eukaryota; Metazoa; Chordata; Actinopteri; Salmoniformes; Salmonidae. The record is from RefSeq and is a predicted model, not a curated record. Gene Ontology annotation, molecular function: calcium ion binding.